Sebastes umbrosus (honeycomb rockfish) is the source of this 2302-nucleotide messenger RNA. RefSeq names its product transforming growth factor beta-1-induced transcript 1 protein-like. Bases 234 to 1670 code for a protein of 478 amino acids. Gene Ontology annotation, biological process: muscle structure development; actin cytoskeleton organization. The record is from RefSeq and is a predicted model, not a curated record. Gene Ontology annotation, cellular component: Z disc; adherens junction; filamentous actin. NCBI's taxonomy places the organism in Eukaryota, Metazoa, Chordata, Actinopteri, Perciformes, Sebastidae. The transcript is spliced from 12 exons. Gene Ontology annotation, molecular function: muscle alpha-actinin binding; actin binding.
AGAGAGAGAGAGAGGGUAGGAAAAAGAAACGGGACGCCCUCCUCCUCCUCCUCUUCCUCUUCCUCCUCCUCCUCCUCUUCCUCCUCCUCUCUUGGCGGAUAACGGUGUCCAAGAAGUUAUCCAGGACCGACGCAGACAAUAGUCUCUCUUUACGCGUCCAUCACUACUUAUUAAUGCUGUCUGCGUCUCUAUUGUGCCACACAGAGAGGAAAACACUCGGCUGAGAUCAGAUCAUGGACGACUUGGGAGUGCCUGAGCCACCUAACUACCCUCUCAGUCCUCGUAUUGUUGUGUUUGAUGCCCUCCUCGCCGAUCUGGAAAACACCGGCUCUCCUCUAGCUCGGUGUCCUGUCCUGCUCACCUCUGACCCUCCACAAAAUGCUGAAGCUGAACCCCAGGAAUCCGCCGAAACCCGGCCGCCGCCGCCCGCCUACACACCACAGCAGACUGUUUCUGCUGCAAUGAAAUCUUCCCAAAACUCCAACCCAGACAAAUUAUACAGCACAGUGUGUAAACCGCGCUCUCCACGCACAGCAGAUCCUACUCCGGCCUUCUCCUCCUCCUCGCUGCUGGGAGGAGGUCUGAGUGAACUGGACCAUCUGUUACAGGAGCUGAACGCCACCCAGUUCAACAUCACAGAUGAGAUCCUGGCCCAGUUCCCGUCUUCUAAGAAAGAUGAGAGGGACAAGAUUAAGGAUAAGGCCACGACCUCCUCUUCCAGCUCUGCAAAGCCUUCAGCAACAUCAGCCACGCUGGAGUUGGACAAACUGAUGGCUUCCCUGUCCGACUUCAGAGUCCAGAGCACACCAGCUGCACCCGUUACUCCAGUGGUGACAGCAGCACCACAGCAGCAGCCCACCGCCCCGCCGCCACAGGCCUCAUCCGGCGGCUCAUUGGACAGCAUGCUGGGGCUGCUUCAGUCAGACCUGAGCCGACAAGGAGUUCAAACAUCCUCCAAAGGAAACUGUUCGGCUUGUCAAAAGCCAGUCGUAGGACAGGUGGUAACGGCUCUCGGGAAGGUGUGGCACCCAGAGCACUUUGUGUGCACCGAGUGCGAAACGGAGUUAGGCAGUCGCAACUUCUUUGAGAAGGAUGGACGGCCGUACUGCGAGUCGGACUACUUCACCCUCUUCUCCCCUCACUGUGCGCAAUGCAACAAGCCCAUCCUAAACAAAAUGGUCACCGCUCUGGAUAAGAACUGGCACCCAGAGUGUUUCUGCUGUGUUAAGUGUAGCCGGGCGUUUGGAGAGGAAGGUUUCCACGACCGUGAUGGUCAGCAGUACUGCCAGCAGUGCUUCUUGACUCUGUUUGCUUCCCGCUGUCAAGGCUGCACCCAGCCCAUCCUGGAAAACUACAUCUCAGCUCUCAACUCUCUCUGGCACCCACAAUGCUUCGUAUGUAGGGAGUGCUACAGCCCCUUCGUCAACGGCAGCUUCUUCGAACACGAGGGUCAGCCGCUGUGCGAGGCCCACUACCACCAGUCCCGCGGCAGCAUGUGUCAGGCCUGCCAGCAGCCCAUCCUGGGCCGCUGCGUCACCGCCAUGGGGGCCAAGUUCCACCCCCACCACCUCGUGUGUCACUUCUGCCUGAAGCCGCUGAGCAAAGGCUGCUUCAAGGAGCAGGAGAACAAGCCCUACUGCCACCCCUGCUUCAUCAAACUCUUUGGUUGAGGACACCCUCCUCCUCCUCCUCCUCCUCUGGGUCACCAAGUGAAAAAGCUGUAUGACUCUGAGUUUUCAAUUUGUUUGUUUUUUACUGCGGGAAUGAGGGUGGAGCUGGUCUCUUUCUUGGUUUUAAGAAUAUAAGAGUUGAUAGAGGGAGGGGAAUAAAAAGAGAAUCAUCCAACCAAAUUAAUUUUACUAGUUUAUUUCAGUAUAAAAAUGGACUGCAUUUGACUGGCAGUGUGAAAUACAGCUCCAGUAUUAGUUAGACUGAAAAAAGAAAUGAUGCCAAAUUAUUUUUGUCAUGUAUGUAAGUCUUUUAUAUACUGUAUUGAUUCAAAUUGAAUAUUGAAAAUUGAAGUCUUUUGCCAAAGGUAGAAGAGAAACUGUUUCAGUGAAGGAAUUGUACUGUUGUGCAAAAAAUAAUCCCCUUUAAUAUAUUUGCUUUAUAUUGCAAAAAAAGUAUAAGUGCCACUGCAAUUGCAUUUAUAUAUUGUACGCUGACUGCUAUAUACUGUAUGUUUUGUGUAAGCUCUCAUAUGUUUAAUGUCAGAUAUUUUGCAUUACUAUUUCACUAUUGCUCUAUGCAAUUUGCCAAAAACAAUUCCAAAGAAUAAAAUAAAGGAGAACACAACUUGUUA